UUCCUGAAUUACUGACAUGGGUUUAUCUUUUCUCCCUUUAGAGAGUUUUGAGGUGACAGUCACCAAAGAAGGUGAGAUUUGUGGCUUUAAAAUCCACGGGCAGAAUGUCCCUUUUGAUGCUGUGGUAGUGGAUAAGUCCACGGGUGAGGGGGUAAUCCGCUCCAAAGAGAAACUGGACUGUGAGCUUCAGAAAGACUACACCUUCACCAUCCAGGCCUACGACUGCGGGAAGGGACCUGACGGCACGGGUGUGAAAAAAUCUCACAAAGCAACUGUCCACAUCCAGGUGAACGAUGUGAAUGAGUACGCACCUGUGUUCAAGGAGAAGUCCUACAAGGCGGCCGUGGUGGAAGGGAAGCAGCAUGGCAGCAUCCUCAGAGUGGAGGCGGUGGAUGCGGACUGCUCCCCUCAGUUCAGCCAGAUCUGCAGCUAUGAGAUCCUCACCCCAGAUGUGCCCUUCACGGUGGACAAGGACGGUUAUAUUACAAACACAGAGAAGCUAAACUAUGGCAAAGAGCACCAGUAUAAGCUCACUGUCACGGCCUAUGACUGUGGGAAGAAAAGAGCCACAGAAGACGUUCUGGUGAAGAUCAGCGUCAAGCCCACCUGCAACCCUGGGUGGCAAGGCUGGAGCAGCAGGAUUGAAUAUGAGCCAGGCACCGGUGCUCUGGCCGUCUUCCCGAGCAUCCACUUGGAGACCUGUGAUGAGCCUGUCGCCUCAGUGCAGGCCACAGUGGAGCUGGAGACCAGCCACAUAGGGAAAGGCUGCGACCGAGACACCUACUCUGAGAAGUCCCUUCACCGGCUCUGUGGGGCUGCUGCUGGCACCUCCGAGCUGCUUCCUUCCCCAAGCAGCUCCUUGAACUGGACUGUUGGCCUCCCCACCGACAAUGGCCACGACAGCGACCAGGUCUUUGAGUUCAAUGGCACUCAGGCAGUGAGGAUCCCGGAUGGCGUUGUGUCCCUUGACCCCAAAGAGCCCUUUACUAUUUCUGUGUGGAUGCGGCAUGGGCCUUUUGGCCGGAAGAAGGAGACGAUUCUCUGUAGUUCAGACAAAACAGAUAUGAACCGACACCAUUAUUCGCUCUAUGUCCAUGGGUGCAGACUCAUUUUCCUCCUUCGUCAAGACCCGUCUGAGGAGAAGAAGUACAGGCCUGCAGAGUUCCACUGGAAGUUGAACCAGGUCUGCGAUGAGGACUGGCACCACUUUGUCCUUAAUGUGGAGUUCCCAAGUGUGACUCUCUAUGUGGAUGGCGUUUCUCAUGAGCCUUUCUCGGUGACAGAGGACUACCCGCUUCAUCCAACCGGGAUAGAGACUCAGCUUGUGGUCGGAGCUUGCUGGCAAGAGUAUUCAGGAGUCGAAAGAGACAAUGAGACCGAGCCUGUGACUGUGGCCUCUGCAGGUGGUGACCUGCACAUGACACAGUUUUUCCGGGGUAACCUGGCUGGCCUCACCAUCCGUUCUGGGAAACUGGCGGAUAAGAAAGUGAUUGACUGUCUGUACACCUGCAAGGAGGGGCUGGGUCUGCAGGUCCCUGAGGAUGGCAGCAGAGGCGUGCAGAUCCACGCAAGCUCCAGUCAAGCAGUGUUGACCUUGGAGGGAGACGAUGUUGGAGAGCUGGAUAAGGCCAUGCAGCAUGUUUCUUACCUGAAUUCAAGGCAGUUCCCCACACCCGGCAUCCGCAGGCUGAAAAUCACCAGCACAGUCAAGUGUUUUAAUGAGGCAGCCUGCAUCGAGGUGCCUCCAGUUGAAGGCUACGUGAUGGUUUUGCAGCCAGAAGAGCCCAAGAUCAGCCUGAGUGGGGUCCACCACUUUGCCCGGGCGGCUUCUGAGUUUGAAAGCCCAGAGGGUGUCUCCCUCUUCCCUGAGCUUCGAAUCAUCAGCACUAUCACCAGAGAGGUGGAGCCUGAGGGAGACGGGGCCGAGGACCCCACAGUUCAAGAGUCCCUGGUGUCAGAGGAAAUUGUGCAUGACCUGGACACCUGCGAGGUCACAGUGGAAGGGGAGGAGCUGAACCCAGACCAGGAGAGCCUGGAGGUGGACACAGCCCGCCUCCAGCAGAAGGGCAUCGAAGUGAGCCACUCCGACCUAGGCGUGGUCUUUACAGGUGUGGACACCAUGGCAAGCUAUGAGGAGGUUUUGCACCUUCUGCGCUAUCGGAAUUGGCACACCAGGUCCCUGCUUGACCGGAAGUUCAAGCUCGUUUGCUCAGAACUAAAUGGUCGCUACCUCAGCAAUGAAUUCAAGGUGGAGGUGAAUGUGAUCCACACAGCCGACCCUGUGGAACACGCCAAUCACAUGGCUGCCCAGCCACAGUUUGUCCAGCCUGAACAUCGCUCCUUUGUUGACCUGUCUGGUCACAACCUGGCCAAUCCUCACCCAUUCGCAGUUGUCCCCAGCACAGCGACUGUUGUGAUUGUGGUGUGUGUCAGCUUCCUGGUUUUCAUGAUCAUCCUGGGGGUGUUUCGGAUCCGAGCCGCACAUCAGCGUACGAUGCGGGACCAGGACACCGGGAAGGAGAAUGAGAUGGACUGGGAUGACUCUGCCUUGACCAUCACCGUCAACCCCAUGGAGACAUAUGAGGACCAGCACAGCAGUGAGGAGGAGGAAGAGGAAGAGGAGGAAGAGGAGAGUGAAGAUGGGGAGGAGGAGGAGGACAUCACCAGCGCUGAGUCAGAGAGCAGUGAAGAGGAGGAAGGCGCCCCCGGGGACGGCCAGAACGCCACACGGCAGCAGCAGCUGGAAUGGGACGACUCCACGCUCAGCUACUAAACGCGCCACGACACCUGCUCUCCAGAACUCUCUCCUAGCCAUCUCCCAGCCCCACGGGUCCAUGAUGUACAAAAUCAUUUCGGCCAGCAGGUCUGCAGACCCCUCCCCCAUCGCUGAACAUCCGCCUGUGCUUGGUGUGUGGGACCAUAGGCUCCACCCUCCUCCCUCCCAGCCCAUCACACUGGCAGUUUUGCUAGGAGCUGGCACUUCCUCCCUGGCCGCAUCUGGGUGCAGUGGCCCUGCAGCACCUCGGACCCCAUAUGUGGCUGGAGUCCCCCGUCAGUCCAGGAGAGGACACCAGCACCUCCAGCCGAGAGGCUGCGAUGACUGGGCUUGCUGACAAAGCGUAAAAAUUACUCCCACCCAGUAAUCAUUUUUCUUCUUUAUUUUUAAAAGUUUUUAUUUUUUUCCAAACUAGUGCAUGUAUAAAGUGGGAGAAUGGGGGUUACUAUGUAGAUGACCAACUGACUUUUUAAUAUUUUGUAAAUAAAUUGGGAUUCUCUGUG
Molecule: messenger RNA, 3279 nt
Organism: Peromyscus eremicus (cactus mouse)
Lineage: Eukaryota; Metazoa; Chordata; Mammalia; Rodentia; Cricetidae
Gene: Clstn1
Product: calsyntenin 1
Biological process (GO): positive regulation of synapse assembly; homophilic cell-cell adhesion; positive regulation of synaptic transmission
Cellular component (GO): cell surface; postsynaptic membrane
Molecular function (GO): X11-like protein binding; kinesin binding; amyloid-beta binding
Source: RefSeq, a predicted model, not a curated record